AUGGGCCGCCACGUCCUGGGCUCCUCCUCGCUCCUCAGGCUCCUCCUCAGUCUCCCUGGGUUCCUCCUCGCUCCUCAGGCUCCUCCUCAGUCUCCCUGGGUUUCUCCUCGCUCCUCGGUCUCCCUGGGUUCCUCCUCGCUCCUCGGUCUCCCUGGGUUCCUCCUCGCUCCUCGGUCUCCCUGGGUUCCUCCUCGCUCCUCGGUCUCCCUGGGUUCCUCCUCGCUCCUCGGUCUCCCUGGGUUCCUCCUCGGUCUCCCUGGGUUCCUCCUCGCUCCUCGGUCUCCCUGGGUUCCUCCUCGGUCUCCCUGGGUUCCUCCUCGCUCCUCGGCCUCCUCCUGCCGCUCUCCGCUGACUCUGGGAGAGAGUGGUCUGGAUUUGGUGAAUAUUUCAGCAGCAGGGUUCAGGUGA
This is a messenger RNA of Knipowitschia caucasica, 408 nucleotides long. NCBI's taxonomy places the organism in Eukaryota, Metazoa, Chordata, Actinopteri, Gobiiformes, Gobiidae. The record is from the annotation of a GenBank genome assembly.